Messenger RNA from Eremothecium sinecaudum, 1566 nucleotides. It is a transcript of the gene SPS2, whose product is annotated as Sps2p. The transcript has a single exon. Gene Ontology annotation, biological process: ascospore wall assembly. The coding region runs from base 1 to 1566 and encodes 521 amino acids. The record is from RefSeq and is a predicted model, not a curated record. NCBI's taxonomy places the organism in Eukaryota, Fungi, Ascomycota, Saccharomycetes, Saccharomycetales, Saccharomycetaceae. Gene Ontology annotation, cellular component: plasma membrane; fungal-type cell wall.
AUGAAACUAAGCCACAUUGUAUCUCUAACUUUAACUACGUCUCAACUCUGUUCUGCCACGUCGGCCCCAAAUCGGCAAAUGCAGGGUUUACAUGAGGGGAACCACGUUGGAAUACCAGAGGGCAUGCUGUUCAAAAGAGAAUACCAUGAAUUAGGGGCAGGACUAAAAUCAAAAAUUGUCCAGCCUAUUCUUAAAUCUGGCGUGAUGCAAAAAGGUAUGAUGAAGAAAAAGACAAGUACCAACAAAAAGGUCAAAACGCCGGGCAAAUCUGUACCGGCGGCGAGUACUCCAAAAGAGCUCAGUGUUGCAGCAGCUGGUUCAAAAAGUGGCAACAGGACAAGUAAUCCCAAGGCACCUGCCCCGGAGGGCGUCGAUGUUUCAAGAUUACCAGCGUAUUGUAAAAAUGAUUUCCACUUGAUCAAGAACGCAAUUCAGUUAAACCAGUUGCAGGCAGAAUGUACCGUGGUUAAAGGUACAGUGUCAAUACAGGAUUACGAAGAGCCAAUAAUUGACUUUGGUAACAUCAAUACCAUUCACGGAGACUUGCUUAUAGAGGAGUCAUCUUCAUUAUUAAAAGUCCAAGGUAAAAACUUAAAAUAUAUUGGCCAGACCUUCAAAUUACACGAUUUAACUGCCUUGACUGAGCUUGAUUUGCCUGAAUUAGGCCAUAUCAAGACAAUUUACUGGAGGGUUGUGCCAAUUUUACAAACUGUAGUUACAUCACCCCGUAUUGAAUCCGUCGAGUCUGUUUUAAUUUCGGAUACAUCGUUAACAUCAAUCGAUGACUUCUACGGAAAUGGAGAGUUAAGUUCCUUUAAUAUUAACAACAACCGUUACAUGGAUCACAUUAAAACAAAUGUUAGGCGUAUUACUAUGCAGUUGAGUAUCAACGCAAACUCACAAAAUCUAAAUUUGGAGAUGCCAGAAUUGGUGGCUGCUGACAAUGUCACAGUGAGAGAUGCUGCUUCAGUAUCCUUUCCAAAAUUGGAAUAUGUAAACCAGUCAUUCGAAUUAAUCGAGAAUAAUUUUGAAACCUUGUAUAUUCCAAAGUUGAAACGUAUUGGGGGCACAUUUGGCUUAAUCGAUAACAAGAAUUUGGAAACAGUAAAUAUGUCUUCCGUAACUACAAUAAACGGUGGACUUAUGGUUUCCAAUAACUCAAAAUUAACGACCCUAGACUUCUUGCCGGAAUUACAACAAGUAGGUGGUGCGAUUCAAUUCGAGGGAACUAUUGACGAUACAAAAUUCCCCAAAUUGAGGUUAGUUAAAGGUUCAGCCAAAAUCGAUAGUGGUUCAGGAAACCUAGAUUGCUCAAAGUGGACAAGACCUAGCAGUGGUAACUCAAUUAUCCGCGGAGGCCAACUAGAAUGUACCUCUGCCGGAAGACGCAACACAGUAAGCGUUUCUAAGGACGGUAUUGUACUUGAUAGAGACAGCAAAGAAGUCUCUCCAAAUGAAAGUUUCGGCACCUCCAUUGUUCUAGAUAAAUCCAAACUUGGUAAACUAAUCUGGUCAUUAGGGUUUGGAUGGAUGAUCUUUUUACUAAUUUUCGUUACAUUACAGUGA